Amborella trichopoda is the source of this 1159-nucleotide messenger RNA. RefSeq names its product transmembrane emp24 domain-containing protein p24delta7. NCBI's taxonomy places the organism in Eukaryota, Viridiplantae, Streptophyta, Magnoliopsida, Amborellales, Amborellaceae. The record is from RefSeq and is a predicted model, not a curated record.
AGAUCUGAAGUAGAAAAAUACUUCAUUGGACCUUCGAAGUUCGAAACAAGGGCAUUUCGACAAAAACUUAAAAAAACCAAAGAGAAAAAUAAGAUCACAAAAUUUUGGAGAGAACUGCAUACUUAAAAGAGGCAUGAGCGUAAAUUUCUUCAACUUAAUACACUGGCAUUAUUUGCAAGGCACGUUGCGAUUAUCUGCCAAACCCCAUCCAGCAAAGGAGGUUUUCUUUUUCAAUCCCAAAUUCCAAUUCCCGUUUCAGAAGCUCAAUCUCUCUAUUUCCCAGCAGAUCUGGUGGGUUGCAGAGACAAUUGAUUAAUCUGAGUAGUAGUAGUAAUAGUAAGGAUGUGUAGAUUUUGGGGCUUUCUCCCUCUCCUUGUGCUUGUAUUGUUUCCUUGGGAGGGUCUGAGCCUCCGCUUUGAUUUAAAAUCGGGUAGUUCAAAAUGCAUAGCCGAAGACAUCCAGAUCAAUGCCAUGGCUGUCGGUCAUUACAGCGUCGUUGACCUUCAAGAGGGACAGCCCACACCCGAUUCUCACAAGAUCACCGUCCGGGUUACGUCCCCUUAUGGAAACAGUCUUCAUUAUGGGGACCAUGUGGAUUCUGGUCAAUUUUCCUUUACAUCGACUGAGGCCGGGGACUACAUGGCUUGCUUUUGGGCGGCCGACCACAAGCCCCCUGAAACCCUCACAAUUGAGUUUGACUGGAGGACUGGAGUCGCUGCCAAGGACUGGCCCAACGUUGCCAAGAAAGGCCAGAUCGACGUCAUGGAGCUGGAGCUGAAAAAGUUGGAGGACACAAUUAAAUCUAUCCAUGAAGAGAUGUAUUUUUUGCGAGAGAGGGAGGAAGAGAUGCACAUGCUGAACAUAACAACGAACUCCAGGAUGGCCUGGUUGAGUUUCCUAUCUCUGGUAAUCUGCUUAUCGGUGGCAGGGCUGCAGCUAUGGCAUUUGAAGACAUUCUUCGAGAGGAAGAAGCUUCUCUAGAUCUACAGAGAAGAUGAUAUUUUUUCUUAAUCAGAUGCAACUUUCUGAGAUUACUGGACUUAUAGUCAAUAGAAUUCCUCUAAUCAAAAGUUUGUUUAGCUUUGAUGAGGAAUAUAGUUAAUGUAUUCACUGCCUAUCAUUUAAAUUUGAAAUAUAAUACUUUUGCUUUUGCCUUUGA